Messenger RNA from Lolium perenne, 1133 nucleotides. RefSeq lists its product as uncharacterized. Lineage: Eukaryota; Viridiplantae; Streptophyta; Magnoliopsida; Poales; Poaceae. The record is from RefSeq and is a predicted model, not a curated record.
AUGGAUUUGUACGCCAAGAACUCGGAAGGUCACAAGUCUUUCGUGCUCAUGCAUUGCUAUGGCAAGCUCAAAAUGAAUGAGAAAUGGCGGCUGACGCGCUUGUCGUCGUCCAAGGGGAAGGACGCCAUUGAUCUGGACGCGCCGCCGAGAGCCAGCCGCGCCGGCGGGGGCGCCGCCUCAAUGGUGUCGGCGAGCACGGUGCUCACGCUGCUGGGCUUCUGCGCCAGCGUCCUCUUCAUCGUCUACGUGUGCUCCCGGCUCGUCUGCACCCUCAUCCGCCGCGUGCGCCGCCGCCCCCGCCGCCCCUCGCCGCCGCUCCCCCGCUUCCCUCCCCUCGCGGCCAGGGCCGGCUAUUCCUCCCACAUCCUGCCCGGCCGCCAGGGCCACGCCGCUGGAUCGGGAGGGCUCGACUCCGCUGCGGUCGCCGCCUUCCCCACCCGCGCCUUCUCCUCCGCUGGCGAGGCGGCGGACGCCUCCGCUAUGUGUGUUGUCUGUCUCGCAGAAUAUGAGGAUGCCGACUUUCUCCGUGUCCUUCCUUACUGUGGCCACGAUUUCCAUGUGGCCUGCGUCGACAUCUGGCUAAAGCAGCACUCGACAUGUCCUGUCUGUAGAGUUUCACUUCGCGGCAACCCUGGAAUCAAGCACGCCGUGCCGCAUCGACCAAGUGAGUUGAUAGUAAUUACCUCAUGCUCUCCUGAAGUGUCAGGAUCCGAUCCUUGCCGCUGCCUCUUUGGCGGCAGAGGGCAUUCACCAAGGACAUCGUCAGAGGUUCUUACAAAUGAACCAGACCAGGCGAAUCAGAUUCAGGUAGUGUGCCAUCCUCCAUCCGAGGAUCGGGGAAACAGUCUGACACCAUCUGAGGUUAGGUUUCCUGGUGAGAAUAACAAUCAAACGGUGAAACUGAACAUAGAGAGUCCUCGUGUUGUUGGCAUUCCUUGAUGUAACCCUGGCUAGUACUCUACAGGGCGCAAGGUAUCCGCUUGGAGUUCCUUUCUGCGCGUCAGAGCAGACCUGUAAACACUUUGAGGUGUGCAAGGAUGGCUGUUAUAUGUUAGUUUUCAGGGAGCUGAUGUAAAUAUGAGAAUUCGUUCAUUCAGGUUUCUUCUUAAAAGUACCACAAAAUUUGUUGAUCA